CAAUAUUUGAAGUAUAGCGGUCUUCUAUCUUCUUUUAGGGUUUGUUAUUCUCCCACCGCCUUCUGCCGUCGCAGAGGGAUGGUGCGGGUUGGGUUGAUUUUCUGGCAUUCUUUGGGGCGGAUUCAGAGAUCCCCUAUGACCGAUUGUCAUCUUCCUUUGCGGUUGUGGAUUGCAUCGUUGAUACCGAUGACUUUAACCAUGUUUCUGUUCAAGCCGGCGGUGUUGGUUGCGUUGAUGGAUGUGGUGGCUGUGAGGAUGGACGAGAGAUGGGUGGUUGAGAUCGCCCUAUGUUUCGAUGGUUUUCGAAUAGGAUGGACGGCGUUUGAGGAGGCUCAAUCGAGGCAAGUUUCUAGAUCUCAAAAUUUGGGCGUCCUAGGCUGCUGGCGUUAUCAACUGGAGUGCCGAAGUUGGGGUUCUUAUUGGCGAUCUUGUAUGAGGCGUCGACUCUAUCAUAUGAGGAAGUUUACGUUCAUGAGUUAUUGCUUUCUUUCUUGUGCUACUAGGUUUGAUUGGGGGGCUCGUUAAUGGUUUACAAGUGCUGUGGGUACUCUUUUUUGCAUUUUAGUGCUGGUGGAGCAUGUUUGUGUUAGGGGAAUAAAGCUUUAGAGUGCAAAUGUUUGUGUUUCUGGAGCAUGGUUAGUAGCUCCAUUGGUGUAGCAUUUGUAGGGGGCAUAAAAGAUCUAAUGGCAAUUGUGGUAGUGACUCGGCAGAAGAUAAUUCAAGAUGCAGUGUUGCAGAUGAAGGUAAAACAUGAAUUGUCGAUGGUCCGCCCCCCUCCGGAACCACCGCCAAGAAGAGUGGUGUUCCCGCUAAAGAAGACAAACUUUGGUUUUUAUUUUAUUGUUGUUUUGCAUUUUAAUUUCCACGUGGUGACUGUUGUUUUUUGGUUUUAUUUUAUUUACUGCUGUAAGACUUUUGCAUUAGCAUUGGGUGAUGAGAGUACUGCGAUAACUGUCUUUGGCUCAAUUAUGCCCAGUUUUUGAUCAACG
Molecule: messenger RNA, 989 nt
Organism: Cuscuta epithymum
Lineage: Eukaryota; Viridiplantae; Streptophyta; Magnoliopsida; Solanales; Convolvulaceae
Source: the annotation of a GenBank genome assembly